GUUUGUAAAGAGUAGAUUUUAAUCAAUUAUUUUUUUCUAGGCCACUUCCAUAUCGAGUGAGCAAAAUCUACGUCUGGUAUUCAACAAUAUUUUUAAUAUACAGAACAUUCGCAAUGUUUUUAAUCACUGCUUCAGUCAAUGAUGAAUCUAUUAAGCCACUUGAUGUUUUUCGAACAAUACCCAAAUAUGGAUGGCUUCCACAAGUUCAAAGAUUAUGCAGUCAAAUUCAGCAGGAUGGCACAGCAUUAAGUGGAAGAAACUUUUUCUUUUUGACUCGAGGCUUGAUUAUCUCGAUUGCUGGGACUGUUGUGUAAGCUAUGCAUUUUGUUGGUUCCAAUGAAAUUUAACAUCGUCCAUCCUCAAUAUUUUUUUUAGAACCUAUGAAUUGGUUUUACGUCAGUUAUAUGAUUCAAACAUUCAACCAGAAGAGUUUGAUCCAUGCAGUGGCAUUCGUAAUCACUCGGCUAUAUAGAUACCACCUUAUUUCUUGCGGUUGACGUUCUAUGUAUAAUUUAAAAAGAUAAAUUGCUUGCUGCACAGUUCCUGAUUGAAGUAUCUCCAUUUUUCUCUGUUACCUUUUCAAAGUUUUCAGUUCAUUAUUAUUCACGGAUUUUGAUUAUCAGUUAUAAUUGUCACUCAUAUUUGCAUAUUUUAUGAGUUAAUGAUAAUUAGUUCUAGGUUUAAUUAACAAGCAUCUAGUUUUAAAGGAGUGGAUGUGAUUAAAGAUGGCAAAACUUUUCAACAAAGUACAAAACAAGAAAUCGAAGGAUGACAACACUUUCCACAUUAUUUUUGCACCAGUGUUGGCACUCGCACAAGUUUUUGGUGUUCUUCCGAUCACAGGAAUUUUUUCGAGAAACAUAAAAAAUAUAAAGUUUAAAUUUCUGUCAUUUCGUACAUUUCAUACUAGCUUGUGGCUGGUUGGUGCGUUCAUUUUUCAAAUUCUUGAAGUCCACCGAUUGGCAUAUGAAGAAAAAAUAAACGCAAAAUCCAUUGGUGGGAUCGCAUUCUACUGCGUUGCAAUAGCUUCGUGUGUUACUUUCUUUCGUGUUGCAGCCAAGUGGAAUGAAUUGCUUUAUUCAUUUGAACAUAUUGAGGCUAUUUUUAGCAAAAGUUGUUAUACUUUAUCAGGAUGGAGUCUUAGAAAGCAAAUAAACUGUGCAACGUGCUUAAUGAUGACAUUUGGGGCUAUCGAGCAUUCUCUCUCUUGGUUUUCAUUCGUUUACGAUCGAAUUAUACAGGCAGAGAUUUGCAAAUGGGAAAUUGGAUCUUGGUUCUUCUAUUUAGCCACACUUCAUUUGGUCCAAAUUUACAAGUUUCUCCCAGUUAACGUUUUUACGGUGAUUUGGGCUGAGUACAUGAACAUUUCUUUUACAUUCACAUGGAACUUUAUCGACCUAUUUAUCAUGAUUAUGAGCUUCUCGAUAGCUUCAAAGUUUAAGAUGAUUAAUGAACGAUUAGAACAUUUUAAAGGAAAAGUAGUUUUAGAUGAGUUCUGGGACGAAGUUCGAUAUCAUUAUAAUAAAAUAUGCGAACUAAAUGAACGUGUUGAUAACAUACUUGGAAGCUUGAUUUGUAUUGCAUGCUUAAGUGACUUAUACUAUGUUUGCUUGCAGCUUCUGAAUGUGGCAACGCCACUUCCAUUCCUCGUUAAUAAAAUCUAUUUCUGGUACUCUACUGUAUUUUUGAUAUGCCGUACAUCUGCGAUGUUUUUGAUUUCUGCAUCUAUUAAUGAAGAAUCUAUUAAGCCACUCUCUGUAUUUCGUACGAUUCCAAGUAAUGGAUGGACUCAGGAAGUUCAAAGAUUUUGUAAUCAAAUUCAAAACAACGGAGUUGCACUUAGUGGAAAGAAUUUCUUCUUUCUUACAAGAAGCAUAGUUAUUUCCAUAGCUGGAACUAUUCUAACUUAUGAAUUGGUGUUGCUUCAAUUUGAUGGUGAGAAAAUUGUUUCCAUUAUGUUUGAUCCUUGUGAAACUAUAGCUAAUAACUCUGCUAUUCAGCCUCUAAUCCAAAAUUAGAGUUAAUUUUUAACUAUUGUUACUGUUACCUUAAUAAAAAUUUGAUUUUUGAGCAAUUUAAGUAUGUAAUUUCUUGUUAGUAUCCUUUAUUCUUUGUAUCAUUCUUUUAGUAUUGUUUAUGGUAAUUAUAAAAUUGCGAUAAGGAUUUUAGAAGAAGAAACGCAUUCGACGGCUUUGACGAUCAUGUAGUAAAUUGAAUUUGUUUACUAGCUGAUUAAUGUCAUUUGCGGCUUUUGUUAAAGUACCCAAAUACAUGAUUAAUCCGACAUCAUUUGACUGUGUGUGAAAUUCUUCCUUAAACAUUGGAUUUUGAACGACUGGUAAACGAUGACUUAAAGUAAAUGCUUCUCUCAAAAUUUCAUGAUUUGCCUUAAGUUUACCUUCACAAACUGCCUCAACAUAUUCCAAAACUAACUUGACACGCGAAUGAAGCAUUUUUAUAGCGACAUGUUGUGCAAUGAGAUGAUCAGCAACUAAAAAUUGGCAUAAUAUUGAACAUACGAAAUUAAAUUGCAAUAAUGUAAAAUUAUUACCGAAAGAGUUUGAAUUAGUGUCAUUGGAUUGAGCCACUCGAGCAACAUGAUCAACACCUAUACGCUCUGCUUCCUCUGUUGCUAAUGUAUAAGUAAGUGGAACAAAUAACAUCGUUGCUUCUCCAGCAACAAUAUCAAUUACAGACUCAAAAAGUUGUAUAGGAAGUUGUUCAACGUGUUUAUUGCUAGUAUCCAUGAGAAGCAAUAUUGGACUUUCAUUGAUUUGACAAAUCUGACGAUGAAUUUUAAUAUGUUUGUCAGUCGGUGCUGGACUAGUCGUGUACCAUCCCAAAAAAUCUAAAUCACUAAAUACUUGCUUAUCUGAAAUCGAAUUAAAUUUACUCGCAAAUAUUAGACUGUUGAUUAAGAAAUAAAUAUCAUUGCUUACAUUGCUCUUCCUUAGUAUUGUAAUAAUCUCGAUUAAUCACAAUAUCGCCAUCAAUUGUCUCAUACUUCAGUUCAAAGGAAUUGAAAAUUUCAAUCUUUCGUCCUUCCUGUUUUCCAAUUAAAGCACCAUAAACAGCAAGGGAACUUCCUUCCUGAGCUCUAAUACGUGUCCAAUGUUCUGAGAUAUUCAUUAAAACUAGUGGAUGUAGUGAUAUAACUACAGAAGGCUGCAUUGAUUUUGCAACAAUUUGCUUUUUUGAUGAACUUUCGCCGAUCUCGUCAAUAUCCAUCUUUUCAAUAGGUUUAUCGACUUCCAUUUUAUAGAUUAGUCUCUUAAUCAAUUAGCACAAUACUUUAAAACUGAAUUAAACUUCAAUAAACAAGCAAAUAACUAUAACUAGCAAAAUUGUGAAUUCGAAAUGAAAAUUCAGUUUUGUAAACAACCAAAAUGUGGC
This is a messenger RNA of Chironomus riparius, 3393 nucleotides long. NCBI's taxonomy places the organism in Eukaryota, Metazoa, Arthropoda, Insecta, Diptera, Chironomidae. The record is from the annotation of a GenBank genome assembly.